Messenger RNA from Myiozetetes cayanensis, 6147 nucleotides. It is a transcript of the gene NRP2, whose product is annotated as neuropilin 2. Bases 213 to 2990 code for a protein of 925 amino acids. The record is from RefSeq and is a predicted model, not a curated record. NCBI's taxonomy places the organism in Eukaryota, Metazoa, Chordata, Aves, Passeriformes, Tyrannidae. Gene Ontology annotation, molecular function: semaphorin receptor activity; vascular endothelial growth factor receptor activity. Gene Ontology annotation, cellular component: membrane. The transcript is spliced from 17 exons. Gene Ontology annotation, biological process: angiogenesis; vascular endothelial growth factor signaling pathway; axon guidance.
CCGCCGGCACCGCCCGCCCCGCAGCCCCGGCCCGGGCAGCGCCGCCGCCCCUCGCUGAGCCCGCCAGAGCCGCUCGCCAGUGGGGCGCCCACGCGGGGCGCGGCGCGGCGCGCCCGGGGUAGGGAGGCGAAGCCCGGCCCCGCAGCCUCGGGUCUUGUGUUGCGGGUUUUGUGUUUUUGUUUUUUUUUUUUUAAUAUAAUUUGUUCCGAAGGAUGGAUACGUUUCUUCUCGCGUGGGGAUUUCUAGGGCUGUGCUUGCCCGCCGCCGGAGGCACGGCAGAGACAGCUCAGCCAUGCGGGGGUCGCCUGAACUCCAAGGAUGCUGGGUACAUCACUUCCCCAGGGUACCCCAAUGACUACCCCUCCCACCAGAACUGUGAGUGGGUCAUCUAUGCUCCUGAAUCCAACCAGAAGAUAAUUCUCAACUUCAACCCUCACUUUGAAAUUGAAAAACAUGACUGCAAGUAUGACUACAUAGAGAUCCGAGAUGGGGACAGUGAAGCAGCAGAACUGCUGGGCAAGCACUGUGGGAACAUAGCACCUCCUACUAUCAUCUCUUCUGGCCCCUCUCUUUAUAUCAAGUUCACCUCAGACUACGCACGGCAAGGUGCCGGCUUCUCUCUGCGCUAUGAGAUCUACAAGACAGGCUCUGAGGACUGCUCCAGAAACUUCACUGCCUCCAACGGCACUAUUGAGUCUCCAGGUUUCCCUGACAAGUAUCCACACAACCUAGACUGUGUCUUCACCAUCAUAGCCAAGCCAAAGACAGAAAUCCUCCUCCACUUCGUGCUUUUUGACCUCGAGCACGACCCACUGCAGGCAGGGGAAGGAGACUGCAAGUACGACUGGCUGGACAUCUGGGAUGGCAUUCCUCAGGUCGGCCCCUUGAUAGGCAGGUAUUGUGGCACUAAGAUGCCAUCGGACAUCCGCUCAACCACCGGCGUCCUCUCUCUCACCUUCCACACGGACCUGGCUGUGGCUAAGGAUGGUUUCUCUGCUCAGUACUACUUGAUACAUCAGGAAGUCCCAGAAAACUUCCAGUGCAAUGUGCCUCUGGGGAUGGAGUCUGGCAGGAUCUCCAACAUGCAGAUCAGUGCCUCCUCCACCUACUCAGAUGGGCGAUGGACCCCUCAGCAGAGCCGCCUCAACAGUGAUGACAAUGGCUGGACCCCCAAUGUCGACAGCAACAAAGAGUAUCUCCAGGUGGACCUCCACUUCCUGACUGUCCUCACAGCCAUUGCCACACAGGGUGCCAUCUCGAGAGAAACCCAGAAGGGCUACUAUGUCCGUACCUACAAGCUGGAGGUCAGCACCAAUGGGGAGGACUGGAUGAUGUACCGACAUGGGAAAAACCACAAGACAUUUCAGGCCAACGAGGAUGCCACAGAGGUGGUUCUCAACAAGAUCCACAGCCCGCUGCUCACACGCUUCGUGCGCAUCCGUCCCCAGACCUGGCACAAUGGCAUCGCCCUGAGGCUGGAGCUGUAUGGCUGCCGCAUCACUGAUUCACCCUGCUCCAACUUGCUGGGAAUGCUUUCUGGCCUCAUUCCUGACUCGCAGAUCUCUGCCUCUUCCAUCCGAGGCUACGACUGGUCUCCCAGCAUGGCCCGCCUGGUGAGCAGCCGCUCGGGCUGGUUUCCCCGCAUCCCCCAAGCCCAGCCUGGGGAGGAGUGGCUGCAGGUGGACCUUGGUGUCCCGAAGAAUAUCAAAGGCGUCAUUAUUCAGGGGGCUCGUGGAGGGGACAGUGUGACCACCACUGAGUCCCGAUCCUUUGUGAAGAAGUUUAAGGUGGCCUACAGCAUGAAUGGAAAGGACUGGGACUUCAUCCAGGACCCCAAAACAAUGCAAGCCAAGCUUUUUGAAGGCAACAUCCACUAUGAUAUCCCUGAAGUCCGAAGGUUUGACCCUGUUCCUGCACAGUACAUCCGAGUGCACCCAGAGAGGUGGUCCCCAGCGGGAAUAGGAAUGCGUCUGGAGGUGCUGGGCUGUGACUGGACAGAUGUAAAGCCCACUGCAGAGACACUGGUGCCCACCUUGAAGAGCGAAGAGACCACCACCCCAUACCCAACUGAUGAAGAAGCAACUGAGUGUGGUGAUAGCUGUGGAGACGAGGAGGAUUUCCAGCUCCCUGCGAACUUUAACUGCAAUUUUGAUCUUCCUGAAGACCUCUGUGGUUGGUCACACGACUUGGCAACCGGUUACACGUGGUCUUUUCAGCCUGCAAGCACCUGGAUUGGCAACUCUGAACCAAGCCCUGAGACUGUGCCUGAUGUCAAGAACUACCUGCAGCUGCAAAGCAGCGGAAGACGGGAAGGACAGCGAGCCCGACUCAUCAGUCCCACCAUCUACCUGCCCCAGAGCGCUGUCUGCAUGGUUUUCCAGUACCAGGCAUGGGGCAGCAAUGGGGUGAUGCUACGGGUCUGGAGGGAAGCCAGCCAGGAGCACAAGGCACUGUGGGUCAUCACAGAGGACCAAGGGGAGGAGUGGAGGGAAGGUCGCAUCAUCUUGCCAAGCUACGACAUGGAGUACCGGAUUGUGUUUGAGGGAUUUAUACGCAAUGGCCACUCAGGAGAGCUCGCCCUUGAUGACAUCCGGCUCGGCACUGACAUCCCGCUGGAGAACUGCAUGGAACCCAUCACGGCUUUCCCAGGUGAAAACUCCUACUUUCCAGUGAACUUCCCAAGAACAGAGGAUGACUUUCCGAGCUCCGAGCAAGACUUUGAAGACAAUGAUCCAGGAACCCCGAAGCUGGACAAAGAAAAAAGCUGGCUAUACACCCUGGAUCCCAUCCUGGUGACCAUUAUAGCAAUGAGCUCCCUCGGUGUCCUCCUCGGGGCCAUCUGUGCUGGUCUGCUCCUUUACUGCACGUGCUCGUAUGCCGGGCUGUCCUCACGGAGCUCCACCACGCUGGAGAACUACAACUUCGAACUGUACGACGGCAUCAAGCACAAGGUCAAGAUGAACCAUCAGAAGUGCUGCUCGGAAGCCUGAUGGGUGCCUGGGGAUCACCCUUGGCAUUGUGCCCCAUGAGGUGGGCUGGCAGGGGGUAAUUUUUUUGCUGUUUUCUAUGGGAACUGAAUGCCAUAACAGGGAAUGAGGGGAGCAGGAGGAGUGAGGGGAGUUGUCGCUCCUGCCACCAGGUACUGCUGGCGGGUUGCACUCUCCCAGGACUGAGUGGGUUUUCCUGCAAACCAGGCUGUGCUGGGCAAAGGGGGUAAUGAGCCCCUCAUUUGUUGGUUCAUCUUCAUUUUCUGCUGAUGCGAGUGGCUGGGAUGUGGUGAGGGAGACUGGUUUACCUUUUGGAUGUGAGAAACUAAAUGUUGAUCGUUAUUUCCCACCUCCUUUCUCUGGUGAGUUGCUGAGAAGGCUGAGGGAUUUCUUUAGAAAUAACAUAUACACACACACAUGCAGAGACCUUGUCCAUUUUAGACUCCAUCCAGAUAUUGUUGUAGGGAUUUGUGCACUUCACACUAAGAAUAGGAAGCUGCAGUUUGCAGUCCUGAAAAUGGAAGCAUGUUGUUACCUUCAACUUUCCUAAUCCUGGUGCUGGGGGAAAGGUGGGAUACUGGCUUUAGUGUCAAUGGUAACAAUACUGCUUUCUGAAAUUAUUAAGAAAUAAAAUAGAAAGGAAACCCUAUGUGUAGAAGCACCUCUUUGAGAGAAGCUGAAGAGCCUUAAAGUGAUUUGUGAAUAAGAGCCAUUUAUUAAAUCCAGAUCUUUGAUUGCAACAACUGAUGCCUUCAUCAGGAAGGCCUCUCUCUGAAUCUCCCACCCCUCUUGAGCCUGCCAUUUUUCUUUUUGUUAUAAUGAGAAAAUUGCAGCAAACAAAAGAUAGAGCCUGUCAGGUGUCCGGCGCUUAGGCAACGGCUUUGGGAAGGGGGCUUCACUUGGGGUUUGACUUGAGGUACAGUGCCAAGGCCUCUCCAAAGUGCCAGGGAGAGAAAAUGAACAGGGAAGGAGUCUGGAGCCGUACCCACAGCCCCCAUGGUACAGCCUGGCCAUGGUACCCACAGGCCCCCCCUCAUUUUCACAGUUCUCCCUUUCUCCCUGGAGCUGGGGGGCGUGAACUGGUGCCACCAGCACCGCUGGACCAAAUGGCUGCCGCCACAUUCCCUUUGGAGCAAAGCUGCGCUGCUCCUGAUCAGUAGCAAAACCCCCAAGUUUUAUUUAUGAGCUGUGCUUUUUUUUACUUUGAACAAGUGCCUUAGAAGAAGUAUUUUUCCUCCAUCUGAUGAUCAGUGCUGUAUCAAACAGCAAGUGAGGCCUUCAUCCUUCCCUGCAAAACACUCUUCUUCACCACUUUCUGCCGGGUAGGGCCCAGUAGAACAAAUCUGGUCCUUCUGCUUUCAAGUGGUCUGGCUACAUUGUCUGGCAGCUGAUGCUUCUCUACUUACCACUGUGCUGUGGAAGAGGAGUCUUAGGAAAACAACUGAAUGGAGAAAAAGAAUUCAAAUGCUGGGUUCCAAACCAAUGUCUUAAUUUCCAAUUCAGCACAGGUGGAUCACCCCUAUUAGCUUGCACAUACGUAAAUGAGAAACCUUUCCAGCACACUGGGUUUCCUUUUUCAGGGGCUCCUUGCAAAUACUUGAUGUAUCUUGAUUUGUACAUUUCACCUGGCAAAUAGUUGGGGUUGGGGAGGGAAUUUUUUUCUUCACUAACUGCAGAGCGACAAAGGUGUGAUGUGCUGUGAAACUCAGUUGGCCCAGCCCCUGCAAACACACUAUGCAGGAGGCCAGGUGUUUGGGGAGAGGAGCAACAUCUGGAGAGGAGAUGAGCAUGGACACAUGAGCAGUGCCACAGCUGCUCCUCAGUACUCUGGGAAUAGGAACAUUUGUCUAGUGUUUCACGAAGAGCUCCCUCAGACAAUAAGUUUUUAGGAAAAAAAGAAAAGACUUCUCUGCUGUAAGAAAGACGCGCGUGUACUGGGGGAGCAGAUACCAGCAGCUGCGUCAUCAGAACAUCCGUCGUUCGUACACACACGCAGAGACGCGCACACACAAAGGCCUUGGGUUUUUUAAUUCACACUGUGCACCCGACAGAAACAGCAGUAAAUGUAUCUCUGAUUCUCCUUUUGAAUCACCUUAUUUCUUUCGGCAUUCUUCGCAGACAAAUUCCACAGGGGUGUUAUUUUACUGUACAAAAGAAACAGAGGCAGUGAGAGGAAAUGUACCAGACCAUUUCAAAGCUGGAUUGCUGCUGCUCAAUGAUUUUAUCCCCUUCACAUCACAGGAGAGGGGAAGGAUGAAUGGAAAAGGACCAUACACUAGAAAAGCCAACUUAGGCAAACAAUAGGUGAAAAUAUAUAAUUAAAAAGGUGAUGUUAUGGUGUCUAGUAGGCGUACAGAGAGAAGAGUUCAUAUAUACAUAUAUUCAGAAAUAGUGUGUUUGCACACGCACGUGAAUUCUCUGUAUGUAUCGUGUAUGUGACUUAUUCUGUGGGACUGACUCGUGUUAAUGUAUCUCUUGAUCUGGGGCAGGAGAGUACUGCUGAUCUUGGCACUAACGUGGCACGGGCCCAGUGAAGCGCCCACCCUGCGUGUCCCACCUGCCCCUUGCAGAUGGGGCAGGGCCCACGUGUGCGCUUGCCAGGUGGGAGAAGGCCGAAAAUGCUGCACAGCCAAUACCUCACUUACCUCUGCCGGGUGCUUUACUGUUCUACGGAAAACUGUGUUUGAUUGUAAUUUUAACAGGGAGGGCGGGGGAAAGUCAUCAGUGCAUUCAAUUCAUUGCAUCCGCCUCUGCAAAUAGAUUAGAUUUGCUGAUCACAAUUCCCUCUGUGAAAUUCGGAAAAAGAAAAAAAAGGUGUUAAGGCCUUUGCUUAAACGGGCUGUUGCCUCCACACCCUUCCUAUGGCGAGGACAUGUUGCUAAUGGGCUGUAGCGCUGGGUGACUUCAUUUUGUGGGAAGGUGCCGGAGGUGAGCAUGGGAAUUAAACCAUUAAGAAAUUAUAUGCAGAAAUGGAACUUCUCCAAGGUUUGCAGUUCAAGGUAUUUGAUCGUUCACUGGCUGAGCCAGGACUUACGGACUUAAAAGAGCUUUUACUGUGAUUCUUCGGUGUAAAAAACAAAACAAAACAAAAAAAACUGUGUUUAUAUGAUUUGUAUAAAAACCUUUUAAAAUUACUAUUUAAUAAACAUUAUGGUAGAGA